CCCGCGUUUGGAGCAGUUUGGAAGGAUGAUGCAUAGUGUACUUUUUUUUCAGUUUGAACAGAUGUGCUUAAUUUAAUCGCAUGGUUUUUGCGUUGCCAUUUAUCGUUUCUGAUAACGUGAAAUGAAUAAAAAGAUCUCUGGCCACGUUGCUAAGAAAUUCAAAUAUAGCAAAAAUAACGACGAUGAGGACGAUUAUCGAGGAUCGUUUGAAGCUGAACUGGCUACAAUGGAUGAAAUGGAAGAUGAAAUUGGCAAUAUGUCACAGAUUAUCGGAGAAGGACCUGAACAAGAGAACACAUCCGUGAAAUGGAAUAGACCGAAUCCUCCUGAUUUAAAUCCAGCAGAAGAUUCUUUAAUAUUUCAACAAAUAGAUGUUGAUCAUUAUACAGGUACUGCCAUGCCUGGUAUGCCAGGAAGUAAAUUGGGACCGGUACCAAUAAUGAGGAUGUAUGGAGUGACAGUAGAAGGCAAUUCGGUCUGUUGCCACAUUCACGGAUUUUGUCCAUACUUUUUUGUAUCUGCUCCAUCAACGUUUACUAAUGCCCAUUGCAAGCCAUUCAAAGAUGCUUUGGAACAGGUUGUUAAAAAAGACAUGAGAUCGAAUCCGGAAAAUGUUCAGGAAGCAAUUUUGGCAGUCGAAUUAGUUUAUAAACAGAACUUGUACGGAUACUUGGGUGAUGAUAAAUCGUUAUUUCUAAAAAUUACCGUAGCCCUACCAAGACUGAUAGCCCCGUGCAAAAGAUUGCUCGAAAAGGAAGUGAUUUAUGAAGCAAUCAAUCAUAAUUACAAGGCUUUCGAAAGUAACAUCGACUUUGAUAUAAGAUUUAUGGUAGAUACAUCAGUAGUAGGAUGUUCUUGGAUUGAAUUGCCGCCUAAUCAGUGGAAGUUACGAGGCCAUUAUGGUCAUAUGGAACCUCUGACGAGCAGAUGCCAGUUAGAAGUCGACGUAGCAUGGGACGCGUUUAUUCCUCAUGCUCCCAGUGGAGAAUGGUCAAAGGUUGCUCCUUUCAGAAUUCUCAGCUUUGACAUCGAAUGUGCUGGGAGGAAAGGCAUCUUUCCCGAGCCGAACCACGAUCCGGUUAUCCAAAUUGCAAGUAUGGUAAUAAGACAAGGUGACAGGGAACCUUUUCUACGGAAUAUCUUCACCUUGGACGUGUGCGCACCGAUCAUUGGCUGUCAGGUGCUAAGCUUCGAAAAGGAAAGCUCCAUGUUAGAGAAAUGGGCAGACUUCGUUCGACAAUUGGAUCCCGACAUCUUCACGGGAUACAACAUCAAUAACUUCGAUUUCCCCUAUUUGAUUAAUCGAGCGCAGCAUCUCAACGUGAAGAGUUUCAAUUACCUCGGCAGGAUAAAAAAUCUAAAGUCCGUAGUCAAGGAUCAGAUAUUGCAGAGCAAGCAGAUGGGAAGGCGCGAAAAUAAGUCGAUAAACUUCGAGGGAAGAGUUCCGUUCGAUCUGUUAUUGGUGUUGGUGCGAGAUUAUAAAUUGCGUUCGUACUCUCUGAACGCGGUAAGCUACCACUUCCUCCAAGAGCAAAAGGAGGACGUCCACCACAGUAUCAUUACGGAUCUGCAAAACGGAACCCCUCAAACUCGCAGGCGCCUGGCGGUCUACUGUUUAAAGGACGCCUACUUGCCUCUGCGGCUGUUGGACAAGUUAAUGUGCGUCAUCAUUUACAUGGAAAUGGCGAGGGUGACCGGAGUCACGCUGACGAGUUUGUUAACGAGAGGCCAGCAGAUCAAAGUCGUCUCGCAGCUGCUGCGAAAGGCCCAGGAAAAGGAUUACUUGAUGCCAGUGAGUCGGGGCCACGCCACCGAGGAGCAGUACGAAGGUGGAACGGUCAUCGAGCCGAUGCGGGGUUACUACAACGACCCCAUCGCGACGCUUGACUUCAGUUCGCUGUACCCCAGCAUCAUUAUGGCGCACAAUAUAUGCUACACGACGUUGCUCGGUACCGAAAGGCAACAGAGGUUCGACAUCAGGGACGAGGACGUUACCAGGACGCCGAGCAACUCGUCUUUCGUCAAGAGCAACGUAAGGAAAGGACUUCUCCCCGAGAUCCUGGAGAACCUGUUGUCGGCCAGGAAGGCCGCGAAAGCAGAACUGAAGAACGAGACGGACCCCUUGAAACAAAAAGUUCUCGACGGUAGACAGUACGCCCUGAAAGUCUCCGCCAACUCCGUUUACGGAUUCACCGGCGCGCAAAUGGGGAAACUACCCUGUUUGGAAAUCUCCGCGAGCGUCACCGCGUACGGUCGAACGAUGAUCGAGCGCACCAAGCACGAAGUAGAGCAGCGGUUUUGCAGAGGAAACGGCUACGAAAACGACGCGGUGGUGAUCUACGGCGACACGGACUCGGUCAUGGUCAAGUUCGGCGUCAAGACCAUCGAGGAGGCAAUGGAGCUCGGCAAGGAAGCCGCGCGAUACGUCUCGUCCAAGUUCAUCGAACCGAUCAAACUCGAGUUCGAGAAGGUCUAUUUUCCGUACUUGCUGAUUAACAAGAAGCGAUACGCCGGGCUGUACUUCACGAGGCCCGACAGGUACGACAAGAUGGACUGCAAGGGGCUGGAAACGGUCAGACGGGACAACUGUCCCCUGGUCGCCAACGUGAUGAACACCUGCCUGCAGAAGCUGCUGAUCGAAAGGAACCCGAAGGACGCCAUGGACUACGCGAAGCAGAUCAUCAGCGACCUGCUCUGCAACCGCGUGGACAUCUCCCAGCUGGUGAUAACGAAGGAGCUGGCGAAGACCGAUUACGCCGCGAAGCAGGCUCACGUGGAGCUCGCCGCCAAGAUGAAGAAACGCGAUGCCGGCACCGCCCCGAAACUAGGCGAUCGGGUCCCUUACGUCUUCGUGAACGCUGCCAAAGGUACCCCGGCUUAUCUGAAGGCCGAGGACCCGAUUUACGUCCUGGAGAACAGCAUCCCCAUCGACUCGAAUUACUACCUGGAGAACCAACUGGCGAAGCCGCUCGUCCGAAUCUUCGAGCCGAUCCUGGGCGACAAGGCGGAAUCGCUUCUGCUCAAGGGGGACCACACCAGGACCAAGUCCAUGGCCACCUCGAAGGUCGGCGCUCUGGCCGCCUUCACCAAGAAGAAGGAGACCUGUUUGGGGUGCAAGACGGUCUUGCCUGCUGACCGGGACACGGCGGCCCUCUGUCGGUUUUGCGAGGGAAAGAAGCCCGAAUUCUUCCAGCUGGAGUUGUAUGCCGGUCGGAAGCUCGAGGAAAAGUUCUGCAGACUCUGGACGGAGUGUCAGAGGUGCCAGGGAAGCCUCCAUCAGGAAGUACUGUGCACGAGUCGAGAUUGCCCGAUAUUUUACAUGAGGAAAAAGGUGCAGCUGGAGCUCAACGAUCAAAUUAAACGAAUCGAGAGAUUCGGAAUUCCUCAUUGGUAAGGAUGAAAGGUAGCGGGAAAAAAUAGUAUCUGGCGUAGUAGGAAUCUUCGAGGUUAAAAAUAUUUGUCUUAAAAUGCUUUCGUCAAAGUAUGAAAUAAUGCAAUAACUGCAGGC
Messenger RNA from Orussus abietinus, 3508 nucleotides. It is a transcript of the gene DNApol-delta, whose product is annotated as DNA polymerase delta catalytic subunit. Gene Ontology annotation, cellular component: delta DNA polymerase complex. The record is from RefSeq and is a predicted model, not a curated record. Bases 122 to 3394 code for a protein of 1090 amino acids. Gene Ontology annotation, biological process: base-excision repair, gap-filling; DNA-templated DNA replication; nucleotide-excision repair, DNA gap filling. NCBI's taxonomy places the organism in Eukaryota, Metazoa, Arthropoda, Insecta, Hymenoptera, Orussidae. Gene Ontology annotation, molecular function: 3'-5'-DNA exonuclease activity; DNA binding; DNA-directed DNA polymerase activity. The transcript has 15 exons.